AUGUUUAUGCAAGGUUGGGAGGCUGGUGGGGUGGCGUGGGUGUGGCGGCGUAGAUUGUGGGCGUGGGAGGAGGAGUUGUUGGGAGAGUGUCAGUCGUUACUUUCUACCCUUUCUUUGCAGGAUCAUGUUUCAGAUAGGUGGCAGUGGCAGUCUGACUUGGACGAUGUGUAUACUGUUCGUGGUGCAUAUCAGAUAUUGACUUCUCACGAUGCGGUUACCUUGGAUGCUGCGUCAGAUCUCAUUUGGCACCGCCAGGUUCCUUUGAAGGUUUCCAUCUGUGCCUGGAGACUAUUACGAGACAGGUUACCUACCAAAGCAAACCUGGUUACUCGAUGGAUUUUAUCUGAGGCGGACCAUCAUUGUGUUUCUGGUUGCGGAGAGAUUGAGACAGUUCAGCAUUUGUUCCUUUCAUGCAGUACUUUCGGUGCCCUUUGCCCCUUGUUAGUUCUUGGAUCGGCUCUCCUUUGGUGA
This is a messenger RNA of Trifolium pratense (red clover), 471 nucleotides long. RefSeq lists its product as uncharacterized. The transcript has a single exon. The record is from RefSeq and is a predicted model, not a curated record. Bases 1 to 471 code for a protein of 156 amino acids. Lineage: Eukaryota; Viridiplantae; Streptophyta; Magnoliopsida; Fabales; Fabaceae.